UUUUGGUUAACUGGUUGACAUUGGCAAACGACGGUGGUCAUCUCUUUUUGUUAUACCUAGAUAAUUGAAAAAUAAUUUUUCGUUUUCAUAAAAAUUGUAGUGUAAAAGUACCUAUUAUAAAUUGCAUACUAUGCAAUAGGCUGCUCAAAAUUUCAAAUCUUACAACCUAUAAUGGCGGACAGAGACCUGUCGUUAGGACCUCGAGAAGGAGUAACGUACCCGGUAAAGGUUCAGUACUGUGGAAAUUGUUCUAUGCCGAUAGAAUAUUGUGAAUAUUAUCCUGAAUACGAUAAGUGUAAACAAUGGUUAGAGAAAAAUUUGCCAACAGAGUUUGAGAAAGUCAAGAUAGAUGAAGAAGAUAAUGCUGGUGGUGAGGAAGAAAAGAAACGCCAAAAGCGAGGCGGAAAGGGUAUGCUAAAGUCUAAGAAAAAGGAAGAUGUUCCUAAGUUAGUGCAAGUCUCCCGAGCUCCUCGGGGCAAAAAGAAAUCAGUCACGGUAGUGUCUGGUUUAAGUACCUUCGAUAUAGACUUGAAAGUAGCAGCUAAGUUCUUUGGCACAAAAUUUGCAUGUGGAUCAUCAGUUACUGGUGAUGACGAGAUAGUAAUCCAAGGGGAUGUAAAGGACGAUCUGUUUGAUGUUAUUCCUGAAAAAUGGCCAGAGAUUGAUGAAGAUAGUAUUGACGAUUUGGGAGACCAAAAGAGAUAGUUCCAUUACCCAGUAAGCUAUUGUUCACGGAUUCUGUUUCCCAAUGUGAAUGCUACACUGUAUGUUUUUUAUUCAUGCGAAAUAGAAUGAAAUUUUGUCAAUUUAUUUAUUUUACCAGCUUUUGUCAUAAAUAAACAAAACACUUUUAAAAGUA
Molecule: messenger RNA, 859 nt
Organism: Maniola jurtina (meadow brown)
Lineage: Eukaryota; Metazoa; Arthropoda; Insecta; Lepidoptera; Nymphalidae
Gene: DENR
Product: density-regulated protein homolog
Exons: 4
Coding region: 172-705 (177 amino acids)
Biological process (GO): translation reinitiation; formation of translation preinitiation complex
Molecular function (GO): mRNA binding; translation initiation factor activity
Source: RefSeq, a predicted model, not a curated record